AUGGCGGGGCUUCAGCAUGGCGGGGGAGUGCCGGCGGUGCCGGUGUCGCCGCCGCUCAAGGACGAGCUCGACAUCGUGAUCCCGACGAUCCGUAACCUGGACUUCCUGGAGAUGUGGCGGCCGUUCUUCCAGGCCUACCACCUGAUCAUCGUGCAGGAUGGGGAUCCCACGAAGACGAUCCGGGUGCCGGAGGGAUUCGACUACGAGCUUUACAACAGGAACGACAUCAACCGCAUCCUCGGCCCCAAGGCCUCCUGCAUCUCCUUCAAGGACUCCGCCUGCCGCUGCUUCGGCUUCAUGGUCUCCAAGAAGAAGUACAUCUUCACCAUCGACGACGACUGUUUCGUAAGAUCCUCCAAACCCCCGCCCCGUUAUACUCUCCCUCCCUCUCAUCGCUCUGCUUCCCCUCCGAUCCGACCGCUCUCUGCCUCCGCUUUCGAAUUCUCUUGAGAAUUGGGGAUCUGGGGGAGUUUGUCGACUAAUCAUGCCCCAUUCAUCACUAGCCCUUCCCGUCGUCGACGCUGGCGGCCGGGAUCUGAUGGCGCCAAGUUCAUAAUCCAUAUCGCGGCCCAAAAUUUGAUUUGAUCUUGCUCUGUUGUCCUCGCUCCACUCUCUCUCAUCCUGAUUUCCGUCGGCGGCGCGCGUCAAUGGCAGGUGGCGAAGAACCCUACCGGCGAGGACAUCAACGCCCUGGCGCAGCACAUCGAAAACCUGCUGACGCCGUCGACACCCUUCUUCUUCAACACGCUCUACGAUCCCUACCGCAAGGGCGCCGACUUCGUCCGCGGGUACCCGUUCAGCAUGAGGGAGGGCGCUCCGACGGCAAUCUCUCACGGCCUCUGGCUGAACAUCCCGGACUAUGAUGCGCCCACUCAGCUCGUCAAGCCCCUGGAGCGCAACACCCGAUACGUGGACGCGGUGCUGACCAUCCCCAAGGGCACCCUCUUCCCCAUGUGCGGCAUGAACCUCGGUUUCAACAGGGAGCUCAUCGGCCCUGCCAUGUACUUCGGCCUCAUGGGCGACGGCCAGCCCAUCGGUCGCUACGACGACAUGUGGGCCGGCUGGUGCUGCAAGGUAAGAUCUAUCCAGAACACGGAGAUGGGAGAGAUGGGAGAGAGGGAGAGAUUUCUGCUGAUUUCGCCAUUGAUGCGUGAUUUUGAGGAGUGACAUGGGACUUGGCUGGGAAAUGCAGGUGAUCUGCGACCACCUGGGGCUGGGGGUGAAGACUGGGCUGCCGUACAUCUUCCACAGCAAGGCCAGCAACCCCUUCGUGAACCUGAGGAAGGAGUACAAGGGAAUCUACUGGCAGGAGGACAUCAUCCCCUUCUUCCAGUCUGUGGUGCUCCCCAAGGAGUGCACCACCGUCCAGGCAUGCUACAUUGAGCUCAGCAAGCUCGUAAAGGAGAAGCUCGGCCCAAUUGACCCCUACUUCUCCAAGCUCUCCGAAGCCAUGGUCACCUGGAUCGAGUCCUGGGACGAGCUCAACCCCCGAAAGGGCUCGGAAGCCCCAGGCAAGGUCGCCAUCCCCGCCCCUGCCAAGGCCUCAGUAGUCAACGGCACGCCGGCGAAGAAAUAG
This is a messenger RNA of Spirodela intermedia, 1576 nucleotides long. NCBI's taxonomy places the organism in Eukaryota, Viridiplantae, Streptophyta, Magnoliopsida, Alismatales, Araceae. The record is from the annotation of a GenBank genome assembly.